Molecule: messenger RNA, 655 nt
Organism: Aricia agestis (brown argus)
Lineage: Eukaryota; Metazoa; Arthropoda; Insecta; Lepidoptera; Lycaenidae
Exons: 3
Coding region: 149-604 (151 amino acids)
Source: RefSeq, a predicted model, not a curated record
GUAUAGGCACAUACGUAUCGUUGAUUGUAACAAAAAACCAACAUAACAUUAAAAUGCAAUAUAAGGAAUGCUGAUAUCUACAUAGACCUUGCACAAUUCCUUUAUUAUUGCGGUUGGAGUAACGAAUGCUUUACAUCCACAACUAAACAUGGCUGACGCUAGGCUGUGUGUGUUUCUGUUCAUCAUAUUCUUCAACUACCAAAUUAUUCUUGGCAAGCCCUUCCUCGGUCUAAUGUGGUGCGACCUGUUGUGCGAUGACGAUGAUGACGUUAGCACGGUGUCCAGCACCACGCCCGAUGAUGAUGACCUCUGCAGCGGCUGCCCCACUCGAAGACCGCCUAGCGCCGGAGCCGUACCACCUAUAUUCAAUAUGAGAUUGCCUCCCACCAACGGGAUGAACCUCAGUAUGGCGAACUCGAACGGCCAGUGGUCGUUCAACCUCGACGGGCUGUCCAACGGCAUGCCCCCUGGGGGCCAGGCCUCGACCGCGGCCCCCAUGCCCAACGUGGCCCCCAGUUUCGGCAUCUGGAACGGGACGGGGAACAACGCUUCCAUUAUCCCUGUUUUCCCAGCUGGUUCCUUCCCUAACUUCUCUGGGAAGUAGUACGGAAUGAUGAUGAGGGUUUUUGCUUCGUGGUCUUACAGCUGUUUGACU